UCGGCCUGAUAAGAUAAUUCAUGUCCUUUAAAAGCGGCAUGUUUAAUAUCCCGAGUAUAUCAAUAAUUUCUUCGCAUAACUAGUUAUUUUAUGAUCUGAAUAUACAUUUAUUUUAGUGUCUUUUAAAGUUAACACUAAAUAUCAAUAGGCAUUUAGUUCAUACUCAUAGUACUUAUCAAGCUGUGAAAGACUAAUUUUGAUCUAAAACAAACGGAAUACUGUACAUAAAACAACGUUAACCAUGGAAAAUUCGAAAAUAUUGGAAUUUUUGGAAUUGGUAGGGCGCCUUAAGCAUGUCAAAAGAACGGGUUGGAUCCUCUGUGAUAUUAAUGAUUGUGAGACAAUAGCCGGCCACAUGUACAGGAUGGGAAUCAUGACAUUCUUACUAACAGAAGAAAAUAAUCCUACUAAAUUGGACAGAUUAAAAUGUCUUCAAAUAGCUCUCAUUCAUGACUUGGCUGAGUGCAUUGUUGGAGACCUCACACCUCACUGUGGAGUGAGUCCUGAAGAAAAACACAGAAGAGAAGAUGAGGCCAUGAAGACAAUUUCAGGACUAACUGGAAUUGCUGGUGAUAGAAUGUAUGAAUUAUACAAAGAAUACGAAGACCAAAGUUCACCUGAGGCUAAAUUUGCUAAAGACUUGGACCGUUAUGAUAUGAUUCUACAAGCAUUUGAGUACGAAAAACGUGAAAAUACUCCAAAGAAAUGUCAAGAGUUCUUUACUGCAACAGAGGGAAAAUUUGACCACCCGUUUAUACAAGAUUUAGUCAAAGAACUGUACUUGCAAAGAGAAAUCUUUGAGAAACAUACCGUUGUCAAUGGUCAUGUGUAAAUGCAUAAUUAUAGUACAUAACUUAUAUGAAAUAUGAUUCCUCAAAGCUUAAUAUAAUUUUGUCUAGCAUGGCUAGAUGUGAUGGCUAUAGGCUGCCUAUCUAUUAUUUUUUAUCUGUUAUUCUUUUCUAAAUGUAGGAAAUUAUUAUUGUUAUAAAGGCUAACCUUUUUAAGUUUCUCAGAAACUGAUGCUUUCAUAAUAAAAACUUUUGUUGCGAAGCACAUCAUAUUAAUUGUAUUUAAUUACAAAUAUUUAAAUGUUACCUUCAAAAGUAAAUGACAAAGUUAUUGUAAUGUUAUUAAUUAUAAGUUAUUAAUACAUAUUACUCUCGACAUUAAAUAAAAAUGUACUUAAG
This is a messenger RNA of Bombyx mandarina (wild silkworm), 1187 nucleotides long. Its product is annotated as 5'-deoxynucleotidase HDDC2. Gene Ontology annotation, cellular component: cytoplasm. NCBI's taxonomy places the organism in Eukaryota, Metazoa, Arthropoda, Insecta, Lepidoptera, Bombycidae. Gene Ontology annotation, molecular function: 5'-deoxynucleotidase activity. The record is from RefSeq and is a predicted model, not a curated record.